This is a messenger RNA of Cornus florida, 1318 nucleotides long. RefSeq lists its product as uncharacterized. The transcript has a single exon. The record is from RefSeq and is a predicted model, not a curated record. Bases 460 to 1074 code for a protein of 204 amino acids. Lineage: Eukaryota; Viridiplantae; Streptophyta; Magnoliopsida; Cornales; Cornaceae.
GUCAUUGAUUGUGACAUUGAUAUUACACAAAUACAACAUAGUACAAUAUGUCCUGCGUGUCAAUUAUAACCACCGAUAAUUUAUUGUAUAAACUCCAUAAUUAAUUCCUAAAUAAUGACAAAUUAUUCUAUUAGGUCGACAUAGACUAAUUCACACCCUUAAUUAAUUGAUUAAAAUAAUAAUAAAAGAAAUUCCAAAUGAGAAGAGUCCACUCAAUUCUAGAACCCCAUAAUCACACCCACCUCACACAUAGGGUUGGCUCAAUGACCCACCACAUAUUCAAGUCUUGACAUUACAAAAAAACAGGGACCUUUAUCAACUUUUUCUCUCUAUAUAUCAAUUGCACCCAAACAAAGCCCAUGACGCAUACAUACCUUUCUUGAGAGAAAAAUAUACCCCAACUACAAUGGUACAACAAUAUAAACUUCCCAACACUUUAUCAUAUGUUUUAAAACAAACAUGUCAUCUUCAACCUUCCCCGGCAUCUACAAGUACUUCACGGAGAGGAAGAAACACGGCGAGGACGUCGACGAAUUGGCGACAGUGAAGGCAGCUGCAUGGGCAUGGUAUCAACGUGGUUCAGGAUCCGAGCUCAGACCGAUGCGCGAAUUCGAUCUUACGAAGAUUCACAGAGCUCCACAGCCAACGCGGUACAAGCUAGAAGCUAUGAAAACCAAUGAAGAAGAAUUGGUCACGGAAGGGUCACGGUCAAUGGGUCCGAAAUUAAGUCCUAGCCAAACGGACAAUUCUCUUCUCGACACAUAUGAAAUCCAGAGAAUUUCGAAGCAGCUGGACUUUUACAUAGAGUCUAGUAGGUUUGUUGGCCGCGAUAAGGGCGAUCACCGGAGGAUUGGGUCGUUGUUGUCUUCGUCGGAAAGCGACACCAAUGGAGUGAGGAGCAAGAACAAGAGCAAGAAGGGCAAAGGGUUUUGGCAAAGGAAUACAGUGAUGUGUGGGGGUUCGAAGGAUGAUGUGGUGGAGAUGAGAGGUUUUAGUGGCGGAAGGCGGCGGCCGGAAAAGGGUGUGGCGGUGGUUGGGAUGGCCAACUGCAGGACACGGGCCACCCAUGCCUAGUGAAUGGGAGCAUGGUGGGUGGUAAGUAGGCAUCAUAUUAAAUUUGUCCAUAUGGUAAUAGUUUAAAAUGGUGGCACAAUUAGGCCUCUUCAUCAAUCUAUUGUUGCCAGAUCAUGUCACCAUUUAUAAUUUGAUUGAGGCCCAUGUUUUAAUGGGCCCGGGUUGGUGAAAUAAAAGAGAAGAGAAAAAGUUUGAUUGGUUGAGUAUGGUGUUUUCUAUUUUUAUUUUUUUGAUUUUUUUUUUU